UUAUAUAGGUUUUCGGUUUACAGAGAUUCGUAUAUUAGAAAGUAAAUUAUGAGAGUUUCUUUAGGACGGUUUAAUUGGCGGUGACUUUGUUUGCAUUAUAGAAAGAUUCGGAUAAUAGAUAUUCAGAUUAGAGAGAGUCAAUUGCAUAUAGACGGGUUUAAAUACCAUUAAGAAAAACAAAACCUAUAUAAGGAUGUGCAUCAAAGUAAAUUUAAUUAAAUAAAUAUAAUGGAGAGCUCAUUACGUCCUUGUAAAUAGGUGGCUUAUCCCAUUGAAUCACACAACUGUCAUUUAUUUUGAGUAUGUAGUUGUGUGCUUCUUUAACAAAAAUGGAGAACUCAUCAAAAUUAGCGACUCCAUCAUAUGGUCUCAUACGGAAGUGUCUUCUUGCUUGGCAACAAGUCAGCGAUUACAUGAGAAAACUUUGCACAAAACACCAUAGUCGUGAUGAAAGAAGCUGUACGUUACUUUAGAGACUUUUUUACCGCUGUUGCGAUUUCUGUGAUUAUUCUAUCACCAUAUUGGUUGUACAAACGGUCACAAGUUUCCAUUGAGUUAGUAAUCAAGUCUGAAAAUGUCUUUCUACAAAAGAACAAUGAUCCACCAUCUUUAAAAACAGCAGAAGGCACCACACGUAAGCCAAGUCCGGUGAACCUUUGUUCAAAUGAUAUGAAGGACGAACCAGGCUCGUGGAUUCUGUCUUAUUCUUUGAACGCUCGAAGAACAAAGAAUGCAACCAAACGAAUUUCUGUCCUUGCAACUGAAGCUGCUAAUUCAGCUACCUACCAUGACUGGAUGCUGCGUGUGUACCAUGAUGGAAGUUUACCAAACAAAACGCAGCAUGUUUUGACAAAGAUACACAAAAAUUUACGUUUUUGUGAUGUUAGGAAGAUCUUGUUACUUGGCAAUAUAUCACAUUUGAAACGCAAUUUUUGGAGAUUGUUACCAAUAGGCGAUAGUACUGUUGACGUGACAUGCGUGCGAGAUGUUGACAGUCCUUUACUAAAUCGUGAAUUCGACGCUGUAGAGCAAUGGCUGGAAAGCGAAAAGUUAUUUCACUGUAUGCGAGAUUCUCCGCAAGAGUCGAAGAGGAUAACGAGUCACGGAUUUUGCUUUCGUAAUUACAAAAAUAACACUGUCACGGAAAUAGUCUUUCAAGAAUUAAUAUCGAAUCACGAGAAAAUUGAUGAAGAUUUACUUGACGAGCAUGUUUGGCCUUUGGUAAAAACAGACGCAAUACAGCACGACUCCUAUCAAUGCACGAAAUUUCCACAAUCUCAUGCUUUUCCCAGCAGGAGGCUGACAAGAACAAGCGGGUUUGUUGGAUGUAAACGACCAUGUUCCAACAGCGUUCCGCCAUGCCCUAAAGAAUGCAGACCAAAAAAACAUCAAGACUGGUCCUAUUGCUAGUUUAUUCUUCCACUAUACCAACAACUCUAUAUCAGGCUGCAUUUUGUUAUUUAUAAAUCACUUAAUUAUUUGUAAAUUUCACAUUAGGUAAGUUUUUUGUCUAUGUUAAGGAAACUGAUUAGGAGUGAGUUUAUUUUAAAGAAUACUGUAAGCACUAUUAACCCUCGUUAGGCCGUCCCUUCCUUUGCCAGAUUUUAAUUUUUUAUUAUUCUUUUUUUGCUAUGUUGUAUGAUACUUAGUUUUCAUAUUCACUUGUUAGAAACAACUCGAGCUCAGCCAGAUGUUUACAUUCACCGGUAUGCAUAUGGUUUGUAAAAAAUACACAGCGAUUAUUCUCAGGACCAGUGCAUGUUCCACAGGUCCUUGAGCAUUGUUGGCGAUAGUAAGGAUCUUGACAAUCUAGGCUAACGUUGCUAAGGAAGGUACAUGUGUUGUUAAGAUCAGCGCAUACUGAAAGGAAAAGAGAUAUGAAUUUAUAUUGUCAUUAUUUUGUGUAACCUUGACUCUGACUUCAGUAAAAUUCUUUUAGAGAAAGUAAAUGCA
Hydractinia symbiolongicarpus is the source of this 1953-nucleotide messenger RNA. RefSeq lists its product as uncharacterized. The transcript is spliced from 2 exons. Bases 448 to 1410 code for a protein of 320 amino acids. NCBI's taxonomy places the organism in Eukaryota, Metazoa, Cnidaria, Hydrozoa, Anthoathecata, Hydractiniidae. The record is from RefSeq and is a predicted model, not a curated record.